Molecule: messenger RNA, 3927 nt
Organism: Cyanidioschyzon merolae strain 10D
Lineage: Eukaryota; Rhodophyta; Bangiophyceae; Cyanidiales; Cyanidiaceae
Exons: 1
Coding region: 1-3927 (1308 amino acids)
Molecular function (GO): guanyl-nucleotide exchange factor activity
Source: RefSeq, a predicted model, not a curated record
AUGCACCCCCCAGCGUCACGUCCAGCGUUGAUCGCCGCCGCGGCUUUUUCGAUGUGCCUGCGGCGAUUCGAAAUGCGCGUCACGAAGGCGCGGUGCAGCGACGCGGCGGGCGCGCUCCCUCAGGUUCCUCGGGGGCGUACUGCGCAGGUUCUGGCGUUCCGGGGUAUGGAGCUUGCUGCCAAGCGCUACUCGACAGCGUUCUGUGAACGACCGAUCAGAGCGUGGAGAGAGCACAGUCCGGCUCGGUCAUCUGUUGUAUUAGCGCGGCUGCUUGCAGAGGACGCGGUUGCUGCGGAGGUGCGGAACGAUUACGAAGCUGCCUACGAGCGGUAUUUCGCUUCGGCAGACGCUCUCUUCCGUGCCGUACAAGUUUUGGAAGCGUGCCCCGAUGAUCAGGUGCUGACUAGUCAUGAUCCGGUUGGUGAAAGAGUCCACGGUAAUGACUUUCAAAAAGAGACCCCAGAGCGGGCGCGGGGCUCAAGUCCGCUCCCCAGUGAGACGUUGCGCACGCUCUGUUAUCGGCAAAUCGAAGCGCUCAUUGCGCGCUGCGAAGCCAUUCGAGAGUACCUGUACGCGUCUGCCAUGGCCAACGAGGACGCAUCCGACUCGUCGCUUGAUGAAAACUUUCUACACAUUGGAUAUUCGCCUGGAGAGAAGCUGCGCUCGGAAAAGCCCCGUUGUACCGGUAGCGACAGCGGAGACAGAGAGCAGGUCGGAUCUGCACUUCGCCAGCGCCUAGAAGCGUGUCGAGCGAUGCAGGAGGCGCUUGAGCAGAGUCGCUCGGCAGCAUGGCUCAUGGAUGCCACCUUGCUCGUUCAGCGGAAUCAUACGAGCGCCCGCAUUCCGCUGCAGAAAAUCCCCGAGCGUGCCGUUCCGUCGGAAGCAGCGCCAAAGCGAAACCUAGCAGCGGGAAAAUUCGAUGAGCGCUGGAAUCUUGUUCCAGGCUCUGAUCCCGUCCACAUCUCUUCUCCGGGUGACGAAGCGCGUACACCGUCACCAGCGCAGCGCAGGCUCGCUCGGGGACUCGCUUGGAUGCAAUCACCGAGCACGCCAUCCGAAAGCGAUGCGUCUAGUGCGACAGCAGCAGUACCAGCCGCAACAGCUAGUGCGCACAGCAGUUUCGUGUCUCGUACACCGCAGAUACUAGCGACGACAACGGUCGAGACGCCUCGCCAACGUACGGAACCGGAGCGCCUUAUCGCAAGAUCGCCCAGUGAUGCCCGUCAUGAAAGUUACGCGACAGAGAGCAAUCUUUCUCACGGGACGCAAAUGACCGCUUCAUAUCGCUCGCGAGCUGUGAAACCUACGCUGGUGGACGAGCGGCCGCCCACAGUGCCAAGCCCGUCCGCCUCUUCAGCGCAAGCAAUCCACCGCCAAGCAACCAAACCGGAGCAAGACGUCAGACAAAGCACGCGGGGGCAUGCAGCGGCGCGAGCACCAGCUGCAUCCGCAGCAUCCGACGAUGCUGUGAGAGGCAACCGUUCAUCAGCAAGCCCCAGUGAGGCUUCGGAAAUCCGCUGGCCCCAACGCCUGGAGUUUGUCUCCUCUGGAGAGCGUUCACUGACGCCAGAAAAACCACGCACACGAACAGACGAUGCACAUGUCGCUGCAAAUUCAUUGGAUAGCGAUAUGAGAUCCUUUCGCACGGCGCCGGAUGAACGGAAUCCGGAUACACCAGCCGAGCGCACCCUGGAUGUGGCUGCAUCUGGUUGCUCGGGAAUCGUCCCGGACCCCAGUGCCGGAGACGAAGAUAUUCUCGUUCAUACGCAAGCAGCAGCAGCAGCAGCAGCUGCUGCUGCCGAAGCCCGUCUCGUUAUUCAGCAAGAGCUCGCUCGACGUUUCCAGGAAAUUCGCCAGCAGCAGCGGGAGCAUGCACAUCCCGCACACCCCGAGCAACAGCAGCGGGAACAACGAGACCGUGCGACUGAUCAGCAGCUGGAUGUACGAGAUACCUCGACAGUGGCAGCAGCAGCAGCAGCAGCCCCGUCGAUCCGUACGGAUCCGAGCGUUUUCGAAACGACUUGCUCGUCGGAGUGGUGCUCAAACCAGUCCUCCAUUUCCCGUUCGCGAUACGAAGCGAUGAAGACGCGUGUAGCACUCAUGAAAGAGCGCCUCGGCAAGAUGAUGCUCGCGGGCACCUGCUCGACAACGAUCGUCAUGAGUGCAGCGCCUGCCGAAGAUGCCACCCGUUUCCCCAGACACGAAGCACCACCCAAAACGACUGCUGCUGCAAUGCAGACACGGCACACGGCGAGUUCGCCAAGUUCCCUCGGUGCCGCAUCGAAUGCGCUUCAGCUAAGUCAUGCUAUCGUGAACCUCCAUGCCGGUACAUUCGGGGAGUUCAAGCGCCUCGAACCGCUGCCAGCACAAGCGGCGACACGCUGGAGCAUGGAAAUCGACUUUCUGCUAUCGCCAUGUGAGCAGAUCGUCGUUCGUACGCCAGUCAGACGAACACUUCCAGACGGAACCAGUGUUGAAGUGUUAGAGAGUCGUCUGCGCGCAGAUAUCGGAGAGCACCUUCCACGACUACGCAGUUUGGAUCAUGCGAUCCGAGAAAUGCUGCGUUCCUUUCGAGAGCUCAGCGGUGUGCUUCAUUACGAAUCAACGGCUACUCGAGGACCGGACUGGUGGAUUGAACGCCCACGAGUUCCCACCGAGGGCCUAUCACCAGGCAUCCGAGCGUUGUUGCAGCGCUCGUUCGCCGAGGCUCAAGAUAUCCAGCGCGUUGCUCGCAGCAUUAACGAACAGGUCUUGCGUUCGAUACCUUGUCCAACCCGCGAGUAUUCCUGUAGCUGUUUCGGGUAUGAUCUCAGCGAGCUGACCAGCGCUUGGUCGCUGACCCCACGGCGACGUCCGCUUAUUCGCGUCCGCGAGGUGCUUGGCCCAGACCUCUACGAAGCAGUGACCAAGAACGCCGCCUUCAGUGCCGUUGCCUAUGCUCGAACUGCCGUGCUCCGCUUGUCAACGGAUGCUGUGCUGCCGCUGGGCGUCGACGCGGAUGCACAAAACGCAAAACUAACCCAACUGGUGGAGCGUCUGGAAAGAGCCGAGUUUGUGUAUCGGCUGAAGAUUGACAGACUGAACCAAGCAAGUCGCUUUGGGAUUCCAUGGCGCCGGGAGAAGCUCGAGCGUUGCUAUGCUGCACGUCGUCGGUGUGAGCGAGGUGCACACGCUUUACGGGAGAUAUUCACGGGGGUAGGCCAUACAACCAGAGAUCAGUGUGCCAUUCGUUACAAUACGGAUGUGGGCACAGCGAUUCUCGAGGCAUACGCCCGUGUUCUGGAACAUCGGGCUGCGGCGAUUGGCAAGCGCAUUCGACUGGUACUAGAAGCGGAUCAGCGACAGCAACAGCAACUACAACAACAACAACAUCAACGGCUGCGGUCUGGACGAGCAGGUGUGUCCCUGCGAGCAUCAGGGUCGCGGCUGGAGCUUUCUAGUACGCAGCGUGCCGACGCUUGUAGCAGCAGCAGCAGCAGCAGCGGCAGCAGCAGCGGCAGCAGUAGCAGUGGCUAUCCUGCGAGCGACUUGCCGCCGCCGCCGCCGCCGCCGCCGCCUGCACUUGUGGAACGUCCUCGGACGAUGCCAGCGGGUCUCUUUGCUCGCCAGCAUCGCAGCAGCGCCUGUCGCUCGCACCACUGCCACGCUGAGGAGCUCACCACCGAGGCCAGCGUAUCGCAAGGCAUGCGUUGCGGAGCUGCUGUUUCAGCGAACAAGGCAUCACGCACUGAUCCUCUCGCUGCCGUGAGAGACAGCGGCGCAGAGACGCUUCCGGUGCGACGCACGACGGCCUUGGCACUGUGGACGAACGCUCACCCGCCUGCACCAGAGCAGGCUAUCGACACCAGUCCUGCAUGUGGUCGGUCGGUGGUAUCGAAGCAGCGAACGUCUCCAGAGACGGCAUCCGAACAUGAGCGACCUGCAUAG